Meloidogyne enterolobii is the source of this 407-nucleotide messenger RNA. Lineage: Eukaryota; Metazoa; Nematoda; Chromadorea; Rhabditida; Meloidogynidae. The record is from the annotation of a GenBank genome assembly.
UUUUUAUUAAUAUGUAUUUUUCCAGAUUCUAUGUUGGUUUUAUUACAUCUCCUGUCCAGUGAUGCAAAAAUUUCAAAAUUUUGCCCGUUCCAGUUCCAGUUCUGGAACCGAUUUUUUAAUUUUGGUUGUUCUACGGUUCCAGUUCCAGAACAUUUCCAGGUCUUUACUGGUUCCAUGGUUUCAGUUCCGGAACUGGAACUGAAAAUUUUGAUAUUAUUUUCUGAUAGAGGGUAUAACAGCGAUGCGAAUUCCGCCUUUUUCGGCCCUUCCGCUUCCCGGCUCGUCUGCCGCUUUUUAUUUUAAUUUGUUCUAUUCCAUCUUCCGACUCCCCUUGGAUGGAUUAUCCCUUUGGUAUAAGUUAUCCCCUUGGUAUGGAUUAUAAGAAAGUCGAAAAGUAUUUGGAAAUA